AAGCCAUUACCAAGCAUGGAAGCCAAGGGUGUCUUUACAAACAAGAAGAGCUCUAAGAAACCCAAACCAUGCAGCCCCACCAGUGACCUUUCUGGGCAGAUGAAAAUUGGCCUCCAGAACCCUCACCUUGGAAAAGGACAUGGCCUCUGGACACAUAAUCUUCACCAAUGGCAGGCAGGUUGUCAUAGAAUCUUCUCUUUACCACUCAGUCAUAUCUACUUACACAAGCAGUCAAGCAGUCAACAAAGAAGAAAUUUCUUUUUCCGGAGACAAAGAGAUAUUUCACACAGUAUAGUUUUGCCUGCUGCAGUUUCUUCAGCUCAUCCAGUCCCUAAGCACAUAAAGAAGCCAGACUAUGUGACGACAGGCGUUGUGCCCGACUGGGGAGACAGCAUAGAAGUUAAGAAUGAAGAUCAGAUUCAAGGGCUUCAUCAGGCCUGUCAGCUGGCCCGGCAUGUCCUCCUCCUGGCUGGGAAGAGUUUAAAGGUUGACAUGACAACUGAAGAGAUAGAUGCUCUUGUUCAUCAGGAAAUCAUCAGUCAUGAUGCCUAUCCCUCACCUCUAGGCUAUGGAGGCUUUCCAAAAUCUGUUUGUACCUCUGUAAACAACGUGCUAUGUCAUGGUAUUCCUGACAGCCGACCUCUUCAGGAUGGAGAUAUUAUCAACAUUGAUGUCACGGUCUAUUACAACGGCUACCAUGGAGACACCUCUGAAACGUUCUUGGUGGGCAAUGUGGAUGAAUGUGGUAGAAAGUUAGUGGCGGUUGCCAGGAGGUGUAGAGAUGAAGCCAUUGCAGCUUGCAGAGCAGGGGCUCCCUUCUCAGUAAUUGGAAACACAAUCAGCCACAUUACUCAUCAGAAUGGUUUGCAAGUCUGUUCACAUUUUGUGGGACAUGGGAUAGGAUCUUACUUUCAUGGACAUCCAGAAAUUUGGCAUCACGCAAAUGACAGCGAUCUACUCAUGGAGGAGGGAAUGGCCUUCACCAUAGAGCCAAUCAUAACCGAGGGAUCCCCCGAAUUUAAAGUCCUGGAGGAUGCGUGGACUGUGGUCUCCCUGGACAAUCAAAGGUCCGCCCAGUUCGAGCACACAGUGGUCAUCACGUCGGAGGGCGCUCAGAUCCUGACCAAACUGCCCCACGAGGCCUGAGGAGCGGCCCCACGAUGGCAGAGGCUGGGCGCCUUUUCUCCUAAAUUGCUGAAACCCAGUUGGAGAACUUUUAGUGGCACCGGCGGAAGGCUGGUCCGCUGUAGCCUACCUAGGACCUGGAAGCGCCUUGGAAAACCCGGCGGGGAUCGGGGGCGGUUGGGAACGCAGAUCUGAGGCCCGCGUGGCGGCGCGCUAGGAUGGACUGAUCCCGGAGCCGGACUGUUUCCCAGCUCGGGGAACAUUUCUUGAGGGGGAAUGGGACGCCCUCGUUUGGAAGAGGAGGGAUUCCUAUAGGUGCAUGGUUUUGUCUUUCCCUUGUCUUAACUCUGCCCAAGUAAAAGGCUUCACCUCUUAAA
Myotis daubentonii (Daubenton's bat) is the source of this 1502-nucleotide messenger RNA. It is a transcript of the gene METAP1D, whose product is annotated as methionyl aminopeptidase type 1D, mitochondrial. NCBI's taxonomy places the organism in Eukaryota, Metazoa, Chordata, Mammalia, Chiroptera, Vespertilionidae. Gene Ontology annotation, biological process: proteolysis. The record is from RefSeq and is a predicted model, not a curated record. Gene Ontology annotation, molecular function: metalloaminopeptidase activity.